AAAUGUAAGCAGUAUGAUGUAACAGUCGUAAUUUGUUUAGCCUCAAUAAAACACUUAGUGUGUUUAUCUGUUUCGGAAGUCAUUCCAUAUUUUGUCAUACCCAUAGUCGCGUCCUUGAGCACGUGUUGAUGUUUUGCUUGAAGAAAUACUCUGUGACAGAACCAUGACGAAAAUACGAAAACAGAGCAGAAAUAAGACAUACAACUAUACCAAAGACCGGAAAAGAAGUUGGAAAAACAAAAACAAACUACAAAAAAUAACAUGUGAGACUGUAAGUGAAGCUUGGGAUGAGAAGAAGUCUGUAGCACAGAACAUGCAGGACAUGGGGCUGUCAGCGGACUCCAACCAAACCAUAAGGAUCCCCAAAACUAAGGAAUUUCUGACAAAGUCUGCUGAAGUUGUCAUGGCAAUCAAAUCCAAAAAGAAGAAAGCUGUCAAGCAUCAUGUUGUUGAUGCCCUUGAGAAGCAGGCCAAUAUUCCCCAGGAGGCGAGACUAAGACUGUCAGACUUGGAGGUCAGAUACUGUGCACACAUGAUGGAGAAACACGGCGAGGACUAUAAGGCAAUGGCACGGGACCCAAAGAACUAUUACCAGGACACACCUAAACAGAUAAAAAAGAAAAUCAACCGAUUUAAGAACAUUCCUGAGCAGUAUGAGGCCUACCUUCGCUCAAAAGUGUAUCUGUCCCCGCUCCCUGGCACCGGCGUCGUGGCUGAAGUGAGGAUGGUCGCCGGGCGCCGCAUCACACGGGGCUAUGAGGCUGGGAGGAGGAACGGACACUACAACACCACCCCUCCCCGCACCGACAGCAACAACAGCACUGGGUCGAUGGAGAGGGUCAUGUCACGUGUUAAACGGAAACUGAACUUCGGCAGGAAGCCGCCCAAAGAAAGGGACGUAACUCCUACAACCUCAAAUACAAGCAGGGCCAGUAAAAAGAAAUCAAAGACCGGCUCAAGGGUCCGGAAUGUGAAAAAGUCAGUUCGAAGAACCGGAAACACAGUCUGUCGUGAACUGCGCAAUCUCCUGAACUCUGCUGCGACUGUUAUACUUCCUGUGCGCCUCCGUUCUGAUAUGCGCCGCUUGGGCAGAACCGGAAGUACUAGUGGGGGAAGGAUGGGGUCAGGUAGAGCAGGGUACCCGCUCAAGUCAUCACCGGAAGUGACACACUUACCCAAGAGACGCAGCACACACAAGACGUUGCGCCGAUCCAAGGAGGUUGUAACGGGUGACACUAUUGUGAGAUAAGGCGACUCUUUUAUGUUGAAUACCACUGUUAUGAUCUGUUUUAUCUCUUCGUCAUGUGUGUCACGUGUGUGUCGAAGAAUUGUUACAAAAGCUGUACUCAAAUACUUUAGUUAGACACUUGUGUAAAUAACCUGCAGAUUUGUAAUGUACAUUGCAUAACUGUAUUUACCUCCCUUCUUUUCCAGCUGUCACAGCUGUGGUUGUUUCAUGCAAUGGUCGCGUCGUUAGUUGUUUUAGAUGUUGUAUAUAUCGUGCAUCCAUUCUGUUUGCUUGUUACUUGUUAUCUUCGUUUUCUUAGCAGUUGAAAAUAUAGUGCUUCUAUUUUGUUUAUCUUGUCCAUGUUGUUAUAAAUAUGAUACGCAAGCGUAUUUUGGACCAGUCCAUGAUUACAUAUUACUGACAUAUAAUAUGCAAAACAUUACUUGUUAUCUUUGUUUUCUUAGCAGUUGAAAAUAUAGUGCAUCUAUUUUGUUGAUCUUGUCCAUGUUGUCAUGAUUAUGAUACGCAAGCGUAUUUGUGACCAGUCCUUGAUUACAUGAUUACUGAUAUAUUAUAUCCUGGGGAUAUUUUUGUGACGUUGUGGGCUCUGUCUUCACUACAAACAAUUAAAAGAUGGUACUUGUUGUUCCCCUGUCUGGCGCUCGGCAUUAAGGGGCUAAAACAGGGACUGGUCGGCUCGGAGUCAGUAUACUGUGUCUGAGUGGGGUAUUGAUGUUAAACUGCG
This is a messenger RNA of Haliotis rufescens (red abalone), 1973 nucleotides long. Its product is annotated as nucleolar protein 16-like. NCBI's taxonomy places the organism in Eukaryota, Metazoa, Mollusca, Gastropoda, Lepetellida, Haliotidae. Gene Ontology annotation, biological process: ribosomal large subunit biogenesis. Gene Ontology annotation, cellular component: nucleolus. The record is from RefSeq and is a predicted model, not a curated record. Bases 164 to 1249 code for a protein of 361 amino acids. The transcript has 8 exons.